AUGAUACACCACACAACAAUCAAAGCUUGUGAGAUUAGAGCCAUCUCUUGUAUAGAGGUGACGUCACCUCGACUCAAACGAGCUGAUCCAGAGUCUGCUCCUCUGCCUGUGAGCCCGCCUCCCCCCGCCCUCACCCGCCUCCCCCCGCCCUCACCCGCCUCCCCCUGCCCUCAGCCGCCCUCACCCGCCCUCAGCCGCCUCCCCCCCGCCCUCACCCGCCUCCCCCCGCCCUCCCCCCGCCUCCCCCCCCCCCCCUCACCCGCCUCCCCCCCGCCCUCACCCGCCUCCCCCCGCCCUCACCCGCCUCCCCCCGCCCUCACCCGCCUCCCCCCCGCCCUCACCCGCCUCCCCCCGCCCUCAGCCGCCUCCCCCCGCCCGCACCCGCCUCCCCCCGCCCGCACCCGCCUCCCCCCCCCCUCCCCCCGCCUCCCCCCCGCCCUCACCCGCCUCCCCCCGCCCUCAGCCGCCUCCCCCCGCCCUCACCCGCCUCCCCCCCGCCCUCAGCCGCCCUCACCCGCCUCCCCCCGCCCUCACCCGCCUCCCCCCCGCCCUCACCCGCCUCCCCCCCGCCCUCACCCGCCUCCCCCCGCCCUCACCCGCCUCCCCCCCGCCCUCAGCCGCCUCCCCCCCGCCCUCAGCCGCCUCCCCCCCGCCCUCAGCCGCCUCCCCCCGCCCUCACCCGCCUCCCCCCCGCCCUCACCCGCCUCCCCCCGCCCUCACCCGCCUCCCCCCGCCCUCACCCGCCCCCCCCCCGCCCUCACCCGCCUCCCCCCCCGCCCUCACCCGCCUCCCCCCGCCCUCACCCGCCUCCCCCCCGCCCUCACCCGCCAGAAUCAAUGA
Messenger RNA from Knipowitschia caucasica, 840 nucleotides. NCBI's taxonomy places the organism in Eukaryota, Metazoa, Chordata, Actinopteri, Gobiiformes, Gobiidae. The record is from the annotation of a GenBank genome assembly.